CGACAUUGAUACGGGACUGCAAUCCAUCCCCGUAAAAAAAGUGAUAUGUUUUUGAUGUGCUUGUGAGAUUCUGAGAAAAGAAACUGAUGUGAAAGUAAUUUGGAUGGCAGGUCGCAUACGUUGUAGUAAACUUGAGUGACCAUGAGAUUCCGUCAUGAUAAUGUCAUGUUGAUUGGAGUCAUUCUAUUUAUGAUUUCCAGUACGGUGCAAGUGCAUAUAGUGGAGGGGCUUGUCGUGAAUAGAAACAGGCAGCAUCAACAGGCACAAACACAGACACGUCUUUCGAAUCACCGCGGUGAUCAUCAGCCGCAAGCCAAUAGCGACAGMGGCAAGACCYGUCGAAAUAAAACCAGUAGCAAACCCAACGCAAACGAUAAAACGCUUGUUUCUAUGCUGGCCAAGGCUUUCAGAAUCAUGCACGAUCAGGGAGGGACAACGGCCGUCCUGAAGGGGUGCCAGGACACGUUGUUGCAAUACAAGGCUCCGGUUCUAGUCAAUGCAGCAUUGAUGGCGGGCAGCGGGGAAUUUUCCAAUGGAAAUAGAAGAAAUAAUUAUAACAUUAGAAAGAACAAGGGCGUUUCAUCGGGGAUACUCAACGCCCUUCUCGGAUGCUGUUGCGUCGUAGACGACGGUGGCAAAAAUACCUCCAAAUACAGACAGAUGGCAGUCGAUCUGAUGACGGCAUACGAURGUAUUGAUUCCUUCGAACCGGAUUUAGUAUCCUUGUGUUUGGCUUAUGUUGCAACAGCGACGCCGGAUAAAGCAAGAGAGAGAAAGAGCAAGGAUGAAUCCGUUGCGGAGACAUUUUUACGGCGUGCCGAGCAAUUCUACAGCUCUACCCCGGACCAUGAUAARGUCAAUCCAUCCAACCAGAAUGCACCGAAAACAAAUGCGGGGACGGCCAUUGAAUUAUCAUCGAUCUCGCACGAACUMGAAGAGCUCUAUGGCAUCAAGAUUCUGCAGGAUUCCAAAGAAUUUGUGGUGYUGUCCAAGCCAAGCGGGAUGGUAUGUUAUCACGGAGAAAACAGUCCCGCUUUGGCUGCUGAUAAAGGCAGGAAAGGAAAUCAACAAACWCAAAAAKAUCAUCGAAAGCGCAAAAAGCAAAGGRUCCUGGGCGGUACCGAUGACGACAAAAGCCUCGAGGACUGCUUGCUGGAAUAUGGCAUUCCGCUGUCCUCSMUGAAYAAGGAAGGGCGGGGGCUCGUGCAUCGGAUCGAUCGAGGGACAUCGGGUUGCCUUGUGCUGGCCAAAACAAAUAGAAUGCACGYUAUCCUGCUGGCUCAAUUCUUUCUCCGGCGAUCGAAAAAGUCUUACCAGGCACUGGUGUGUUGUUCGUCYGAUUCGCAACAAMGGGCACUGCUGAAAAMGAAACCAAAAGGCAGUGGUGACAGCGUGCSUAGUUCGAUCGUUUCGCUGGACGUCGAUGGCCGCCCGGCAACUUCCAGGUAUGCACUCGAGCGGCGCGUCGGAAGCCAUCUAGCGCGWCUCCGGGUAGAAACCGAACAGGGCCGGCGGCACCAGGUGCGAAUCCACUGUUCGAACGGCUUGGGGGCACCGAUCUUGCUGGAUCCGCUGUACGGGGGGCAGUCGAUCCUGUCCACGCUGCUCAAGAACCAACGAGCGAAAUCGCCUCUGCGACGGGCCCGGGACGAUCAACGAUUUUGCCUGCACGCCAGUUCCCUGGUGAUCGAAAGGGUCGGCAUCGAUGUUUGGGCUCCGCUGCCAGAUUGGUGGCAAGAGCUCGAAGAGGAACUGCAGCAAUCAUGAAUCGUAUCGAAAUUUGUAUGAAUCUAUUGAUAAACCUGCUGCAUUACAACAAAUGUCAAAAAGCAUUAAUCCGUUCAAGUUGGACAAAUAAUUCUUCCAACGACAC
Molecule: messenger RNA, 1873 nt
Organism: Pseudo-nitzschia multistriata
Lineage: Eukaryota; Bacillariophyta; Bacillariophyceae; Bacillariales; Bacillariaceae
Source: the annotation of a GenBank genome assembly